UCGUUAUAGCAAUUAGCAAGCGUUGUGCCGUGAUCCGCCCAUCGGGCAGUUGCGGCGUUUGAAAAUGGCGGCUUCUCCGGUCCUCGAACUACUGAGUAAAGAUCCGAGUGCAACGCGCUGCUCUCCGGUGCCUGUCGACGGCCGUCAUUCAAACGAUGUGUUCGGCGGUCGGCGAAAAUCGACCUCUCCGCUGCUCAAUUUCGCUGAUCUGCGACAAGUCGACGCUCAAGUUUUGUCAGCUCGAGGUGUCGUUGCUCCGUCACCAGGCUUGAUACGAGCGCCGGCCCAUCAGCGUACUCUCGUACAAGGCUCAGUUGGUACGUCGCAUUUCAUCGCUCCGUUAGCGCCAAGUUUGGUCGUCUGCACGGCUCCACAUUCACUCACCGGUUUGACUCAUCACCCGCAUGCCGGCUUUUUGACAGAACUAGCCAUCAUAGCGACCAGCUCGCACAGCCCAUUGAUGAAAAUCAUACCCGACGACAUCUCAACUAGGCAUGCGCUGCCGGAAGUAAAUUCCGUUGUCACGGGCAACGAGGAGGAAAGAAUUUCGCCAAACCAAGCGAGCAAUGCACUAGUGAAGUCGAUAAAUCCUGAUUUGACUUGGAGUUGCUUCCUCGCAUCUUGUUGGAUACAAAACUCUGAGGGAGUCUGGGUUGGGGUCGACGACAUGCGAAGAGAUAUAACUGCUGCGCAAUUUGAUGUGGAGUGGGAUGAUCAACUGCGGUUGAUUAGCUAUACUACAGCUUUAGGAAACGACGAUGUAAUGUUGGCUACGUUCACUGUCGUUCAAGAUAAUCAACAUCGAGUGACUGCAUUAGUCCCACUCGAUCACCCAUUUAUUGUAAAAGGAAAGGGAUGGUGUUCGUUUAGCCCUCUGCAGACGGAACAAAAUUACAAGCUAGAGCACUGUCAGUCACUAGAGCUACACGAUGUAUGUCUACCGUUUGAGUCUGACAACAUGUUUCUUGCUAGUAGUGUCCAGGGCCUUGGGCUUUCAGAGUUGGACUCGGAUGCUGUUUUAGCCCUUAGCCUUAUGGCUAGACAAAGAAAUGAGUUGAAUCUGUCAAGACACUCGUCAUCUAUAGUUUCUAGUUCUGCUAGCAAGAAACGUGGCUCGAAACGGAACCCAGACAGAGUGAAACGGCCAAUGAAUGCUUUUAUGUUAUUCGCGAAAAAGUAUCGACCGGAAAUAACCCAAGACAAUCCUGGAAAAGACAACAGAACAAUAAGUGUUCUUUUGGGUGAUAAAUGGAAGGAGAUGUCAUGGGAGCAGAGAGAGGCAUUCGUUGUUGAAGCAAGGUACCUUGCUGAGCAACAUAAACGACUCAACCCGGACUGCUGGAAACGACGUAAACUGCAUGAUUCUAGCAAAGCAAGGAGUCCUCACAAGAGCUGAGGGUUGUUUUCACUGUUAUCAUAUGAGAAAAGUGUUUUAUUAAUUUUGUACAUGUUGGAUGGACUGAGCUAUUUAUGAGCUCGACCGACUUCAAUAGAAGUUGU
This is a messenger RNA of Corticium candelabrum, 1500 nucleotides long. RefSeq names its product HMG box-containing protein 1-like. The coding region runs from base 65 to 1396 and encodes 443 amino acids. The record is from RefSeq and is a predicted model, not a curated record. Gene Ontology annotation, cellular component: nucleus. The transcript is spliced from 7 exons. Gene Ontology annotation, molecular function: DNA-binding transcription factor activity, RNA polymerase II-specific; RNA polymerase II cis-regulatory region sequence-specific DNA binding; protein binding. NCBI's taxonomy places the organism in Eukaryota, Metazoa, Porifera, Homoscleromorpha, Homosclerophorida, Plakinidae. Gene Ontology annotation, biological process: regulation of transcription by RNA polymerase II.